Aphanomyces invadans is the source of this 1063-nucleotide messenger RNA. RefSeq lists its product as hypothetical. The coding region runs from base 96 to 938 and encodes 280 amino acids. The record is from RefSeq and is a predicted model, not a curated record. Gene Ontology annotation, molecular function: sequence-specific DNA binding; DNA-binding transcription factor activity. NCBI's taxonomy places the organism in Eukaryota, Oomycota, Saprolegniomycetes, Saprolegniales, Verrucalvaceae. The transcript has a single exon. Gene Ontology annotation, biological process: regulation of DNA-templated transcription.
GACCGAGCCAACUCCCCACCUCCUCACGCGACGGCAGCCAUGGUCGCUGAUAGAACAAGCUGCCAAGGGCACACCAGUUUGAGAUUUCAACCACCAUGUCCACUGCCUCCACUCCGUCGUCGCCGAUGUCGCACGACCUUCCGUGCACGAAGAAACGAAAGGUCGGAGUCCCCAAGUUCCUUCGCUAUUUGUACCAGAUCCUGGAGAAGGAGGACAGCACGGUGAUUGCAUGGGCGAACGGCGGGUCGUCGAUCCAGAUCCUUGACACAGAUCGCAUGGCCCAGUAUAUCCUGCCAAAGUACUUUAAGCACUCCAAAUACGCGAGCUUCCAGAGGCAGCUCAACUAUUUUGGCUUCCGCAAGUGGACCAAGUCUCAAACCAACAUCUGCACUUUUUCCCACCCCGAUUUUCGCCAGAAUCGCCCUGACCGACUCUACCUGAUCAAACGCAAAAACAGCCCAGAGACCUCAAGGAAGAAGCUCCCGACUGUGAAGUCGUCAUCCAGCACACACACUCCCAUGGCUUCCAUCAGCAACAACAACAAUUCCGCGAUGCACUUCCGACCGUCCCACACACUCAUGCAUCUGAACGCGUUGCCAGACUUUCUUAGCGCCACGACAUUGUCGGGAACGACCCCCAGCUCGUACCAUCGCAUGUUUCCAUCCCCCACAGAUUUUGACAAGAAAGACUUCAAGCAGCAACAGCAGCCGUACUCGAUGGGCGACAUUGAGAACCUCCACAUUCAAACGGACGGACCGAACUUUCAUUUGCUCGACAUGAACUCGAUCUUUGCGCCGACGCCGCUGCUGCCGGAUAUGAAGGACGACCUCUCCACCACGUCCAACCAGUUUGAUUUUGACAUGAACUGCGCUUGGCUGGACAAUUUCAACCCGACCGACUCCGUCACCAACGCAUUUGGCCAGCCCGAGUAUGCGUAGCCAUCCAUCCCAUCUGCAUUUUAUCAAGUAGUACACAACUCGAUAGACAAACUAAAUCAUGGUUAUAUCCCAAAUCGACACGAGCUUUGGCGAUUCAUACAUCCGCCUCAGACGUUGAGCUGCCA